This is a messenger RNA of Pyricularia oryzae 70-15, 1668 nucleotides long. RefSeq names its product chaperone dnaJ 2. The record is from RefSeq and is a predicted model, not a curated record. Gene Ontology annotation, cellular component: cytoplasm. Gene Ontology annotation, biological process: protein refolding. Bases 278 to 1528 code for a protein of 416 amino acids. The transcript has 3 exons. Gene Ontology annotation, molecular function: Hsp70 protein binding. Lineage: Eukaryota; Fungi; Ascomycota; Sordariomycetes; Magnaporthales; Pyriculariaceae.
AGGAAUUCCAUAUAUUUUUUGAUGACAGAUUGAGGGCAGCUGUUGUAUGUCAACUUGUCCCCGCUGUUGCUAUCUAGGUUGUUUUCCAAGUGCGCACCCUCUUUUUACGCUCGUCUCAGGUCGUUCUUUGAUUUAAAAUACCUUUUGUCAAGUCCAAAUUUUCCUUCUUGACAAUUUCUUUUUUUUUAUCGUAUUCUGCUUUUUGCCCACUUGCAUUGUUCUUUGCAAGGUCAAAGAUACAUAGCCUAACUCAAGCGAGCAGUGAGCCUUAGGUGCCAUGCUGUUAUCAAGGGCAGCCUGGCUGCUUUUCUCGCUAGUCCAACUGGUCUUCGCGGCCGAGGACUACUACAAGAUUCUUGAAAUCGACAGAAAUGCCGACGAAAAGGCCAUCAAGAUCGCGUAUAGGCGACUGAGCAAGAAAUGGCACCCAGACAAGAACCCUGGUGACGCCACAGCAGAGGGCAAGUUCGUCGAGGUUUCGGAGGCCUACGAGGCCCUCAUCGACAAGACGACGCGGCGCAUCUACGACCAGCACGGCCACGAGGGUUUGAAGCAGCACCAGCAGGGCGGCGGCGGCGGCGGGCACCACCACGACCCCUUUGACCUGUUCUCGCGCUUCUUUGGAGGCAGCGGCCACUUCAACUCUGGCCAGCGCCGCGGGCACAACGUUGAGGUCAAGCUGUCCGUGUCGCUGCGCGACUUCUACAACGGCCGCGCCACUGAGUUCCAGUGGGAGAGGCAGCACAUCUGCGAGGAGUGCGACGGCAGCGGGUCGGCCGACGGCGUCGUCGACCAGUGCUCCGCCUGCAACGGCCACGGCGUGCGCGUCCAGCGCCACCAGAUCGCCCCCGGAAUGUACCAGCAGGUCCAGAUGCAGUGCGACGCCUGCGGCGGCCGCGGCAAGUCCAUCAAGCACAAGUGCAAGGCCUGCGGCGGCGCGAGGGUCGUGCGCAAGCCCACCACCGUCCAGAUCAACAUUCAGCGCGGCGCGCCCCGCGACUCGCAGGUCAUCUUCGAGAACGAGGCUGACGCGAGCCCCGAUUACGUUGCUGGCGAUCUCGUGGUCACCCUGACGGAAAAGGCGCCCUCUUUGGAGGAGGACAACCCAGACCACGUCGAUGGAGUAUUCUUCCGCCGCAAGGGCGACGAUCUGUUCUGGAAGGAGGUCAUCUCACUGCGUGAGGCCUGGAUGGGAGACUGGAAGCGCAACAUUACGCAUCUCGACGGCCACGUAGUCGAGAUUGGCCGGAAGCGAGGCGAGGUCAUUCAGCCUGGUCACGUAGAGAUGGUCAAGGGCGAGGGUAUGCCCAAGUGGCAUGAGGAUAUCGACAGCGUGUACCACACCGUCGAGUUUGGCAACCUGUUCGUCGAGUACAUUGUCAUACUCCCCGAUCAGAUGGACAGUGGCAUGGAGAAGGAGUUCUGGUCAGUGUGGGAGAAAUACAGGCAAAAGAUUGGCGUGGACCUGCACAAGGACAGUGGAAGGCCAGACAAGCCAGUGAUGGCCUCCGGUCAUGAUGAGUUGUGAGCGAAGGUGCGGUUAGACUGUAAUUUAAUAGACGAUCUAUCAGCAGAAAUAUAUACCUACUCUACUGGGUUGAAUGAUCUUUGCGCGCUCGAACCAUAGUCCCUGUUUGCAGCGUGACGGCAACAUUCGGCUUGAUUUCA